AUGAAGACUGCGGGGCGGGAACCUCUGCCGCGGCGGAGUCCAAGAUGGCGGCGUGCGGUUCCGCUGUGUGAAACGAGCGCGGGGCGGCGGGUUAGUCAGUUUCGCGGAGAAGACCUCCGACGACCCGCUACAAUGAAGGGAAAAGAGCGCUCCCCAGUCAAGCCGAAACGCUCCCGUGGUGGUGAGGACUCGACUCCCCGCGGGGAGCGGAGCAAGAAGUUAGGGGGCUCUGGUGGCAGCAAUGGGAGCAGCAGUGGAAAGACCGACGGCGGCGGCGGGUCGCGGCGCAGCCUUCAUCUGGACAAGUCUAGCAGCCGAGGUGGUAGCCGCGAGUACGACACCGGUGGGGGCAGCUCCAGUAGCCGCUUGCAUAGUUACAGCUCCCCAAGCACCAAAAAUUCCUCGGGCGGGGGCGAGUCGCGCAGCAGCUCCCGGGGUGGAGGCGGGGAGUCACGUUCCUCUGGGGCCGCCUCUUCAGCUCCUGGCGGCGGGGACGGCGGGGAAUACAAGACAUUGAAGAUAAGCGAGUUGGGGUCUCAGCUGAGUGACGAAGCGGUGGAGGACGGACUGUUUCACGAGUUCAAACGCUUCGGUGAUGUAAGUGUCAAAAUCAGUCAUCUCUCGGGUUCUGGCAGCGGGGAUGAGCGAGUAGCCUUUGUGAACUUCCGGCGGCCAGAGGACGCGCGGGCGGCCAAGCAUGCCAGAGGCCGUCUAGUGCUCUAUGACCGGCCCCUGAAGAUAGAAGCUGUGUAUGUGAGCCGGCGCCGCAGCCGCUCCCCUUUAGACAAAGAUUCUUAUCCUCCAUCAGCCAGUGUUGUCGGGUCCUCUGUAGGUGGUCACCGGCACCCCCCUGGAGGAGGUGGUGGAGGCCAGAGAUCACUUUCCCCUGGUGGCGCAGCCUUGGGAUACAGAGACUACCGGUUGCAGCAGUUGGCUCUUGGCCGCCUGCCCCCUCCACCUCCGCCACCAUUGCCCCGAGACCUGGAGAGGGAGCGAGACUACUCGUUCUAUGAGAGAGUACGCCCAGCCUACAGUCUGGAGCCAAGGGUGGGAGCUGGAGCAGGUGCUGCUCCUUUCAGAGAAGUGGAUGAGAUCUCACCCGAGGAUGAUCAGCGCGCUAACCGGACGCUUUUCUUGGGCAACCUAGACAUCACUGUGACAGAGAGUGAUCUAAGAAGGGCUUUUGACCGUUUCGGAGUCAUCACAGAAGUAGAUAUCAAGAGGCCUUCUCGGGGCCAGACCAGUACCUAUGGCUUUCUCAAAUUUGAGAACCUAGACAUGUCUCACCGGGCCAAACUAGCAAUGUCUGGCAAAAUUAUAAUUCGGAAUCCUAUAAAAAUUGGUUAUGGCAAAGCUACACCCACCACCCGCCUCUGGGUAGGUGGCCUGGGUCCUUGGGUGCCUCUUGCUGCCCUGGCACGGGAGUUUGACCGAUUUGGCACCAUACGCACCAUUGACUACCGCAAAGGUGAUAGUUGGGCGUAUAUCCAGUACGAAAGCCUGGAUGCAGCUCAUGCUGCCUGGACCCAUAUGCGGGGCUUCCCACUUGGUGGCCCAGAUCGUCGCCUUAGAGUAGACUUUGCAGACACAGAACAUCGUUACCAGCAGCAAUAUCUGCAGCCUCUGCCCUUAACUCAUUAUGAACUGGUAACAGAUGCUUUUGGACACCGGGCACCUGACCCUUUGAGGGGUGCUCGGGACAGGACACCACCGUUACUAUACAGAGAUCGUGAUAGGGACCUUUAUCCUGACUCCGAUUGGGUGCCACCGCUGCCCCCAGUUCGUGAACGCAGCACUCGGACUGCAGCUACUGCUGUGCCUGCUUAUGAGCCACUGGAUAGCUUGGAUCGCAGGCGGGAUGGCUGGUCCUUGGACCGGGACAGAGGUGAUCGAGAUCUGCCCAGCAGCAGAGACCAACCUAGGAAGCGAAGGCUGCCUGAGGAGAGCGGGGGACGGCAUCUGGAUAGGUCCCCGGAGAGUGACCGUCCACGAAAACGUCAUUGUGCACCUUCUCCUGACCGCAGUCCAGAAUUGAGCAGUAGCCGGGAUCGCUACAACAGUGACAAUGAUCGAUCUUCCCGUCUUCUCUUGGAAAGGCCCUCUCCAAUCAGAGACCGACGAGGUAGUUUGGAGAAGAGCCAGGGUGACAAGCGAGACCGUAAAAACUCUGCAUCAGCUGAACGGGAUAGGAAGCACCGGACAGCUGCUUCCACUGAGGGAAAAAGCCCUCUGAAAAAAGAAGACCGGUCUGAUGGGAGUGCACCCAGCACCAGCACUGCUUCAUCGAAGCUGAAGUCCCCUUCCCAGAAACAGGAUGGUGGGACAGCCCCUGCAGCAGCAGCCUCUCCCAAACUCUGUUUGGCCUGGCAGGGCAUGCUUCUGUUGAAGAACAGCAACUUUCCUUCCAACAUGCAUCUGUUGCAGGGUGACCUCCAGGUGGCUAGUAGUCUUCUUGUGGAGGGCUCAACUGGAGGCAAAGUGGCCCAGCUCAAAAUCACUCAGCGUCUUCGUUUGGACCAGCCCAAGUUGGAUGAAGUAACUCGACGCAUCAAAGUGGCAGGGCCCAAUGGUUAUGCUAUUCUUCUGGCUGUGCCUGGAAGUUCUGAUAGCAGGUCCUCCUCUUCUUCGGCCACCUCAGACACUGCCACCUCUACUCAGAGGCCACUUAGGAACCUCGUGUCCUAUUUAAAGCAAAAGCAGGCCGCCGGGGUGAUCAGCCUCCCUGUGGGGGGCAACAAAGACAAGGAAAACACCGGAGUCCUUCAUGCCUUCCCACCCUGUGAGUUCUCCCAGCAGUUCCUGGAUUCCCCUGCCAAGGCACUGGCCAAAUCUGAAGAAGAUUACCUGGUCAUGAUCAUUGUCCGUGCAAAACUGGUGAACAACGGAUGAAGAUACGGAAUUCAAAGCUCUAAUGGACCUUUUUGAAGAGAAGUUGUGGCUUAUGUGGAGUUUACAUGGGCCUCUUGAUGGAAGAAAGCUAAUCUGUUUAGUAUUUGUGCAUUUUACUAAAAUGGCAGCUUAAAGUUGUGUAUCUGCUAUUGUGAUGCCAAUGCCGGUGUUUUAAGUGGAAAAAAAAUGACCUUGCUUUGUGCUGUGUACACAAGAUUUCUGGAAAAGAAAAACCCUUUUUAUGGCUCACACAGCUUAAAAGUAGCUGUCACUCAAACGUGCGCUCACAGUUGAGCUGCUUUUGUUUUAUUCUAAAUAAAUUGUUUCUUUUGAGGAAAA
Lagenorhynchus albirostris (white-beaked dolphin) is the source of this 3228-nucleotide messenger RNA. It is a transcript of the gene RBM15, whose product is annotated as RNA binding motif protein 15. NCBI's taxonomy places the organism in Eukaryota, Metazoa, Chordata, Mammalia, Artiodactyla, Delphinidae. The record is from RefSeq and is a predicted model, not a curated record. The coding region runs from base 1 to 2889 and encodes 962 amino acids. The transcript has 2 exons. Gene Ontology annotation, cellular component: nucleus. Gene Ontology annotation, molecular function: mRNA binding. Gene Ontology annotation, biological process: regulation of alternative mRNA splicing, via spliceosome.